GCCCGAACGUAAUAAACCGGCGUAACGCUGCGGCUGGAGUAUAUUUUUUAGCGUUUGUGUUGCUUCUGUUAACGGUGUAAAUAACUGUAGAAUUGACUAGGGCGGUGGUGGUCGUAUGUUUUGAUCACUAUUUCGUGCGUCUGACCAGCUACGGCGUGUUACUGUGUGAUAUAAUACACAGCCUGUUCGCUCGACAGCAUGGUGAUCCUUACCAGCUUCCCGCCACCGGACGAAGGCAUCCGUCAUCGCGAGGAGGCGACAGCCGCAUUUAUCCAAAGCAGGGACCUGGGCAAAGGAACACUGUACAUCGCCGAGAGCCGUGUCUCAUGGGUUGGCCAAAACAGCUCUGGUUUUUCACUGGAGUACCCGUCUGUGGCACUGCACGCUUUGUCGCGGGACCUGCGAGCCUUUCCAGAGGAGUGCCUCUAUCUUAUGAUUGACGGCGAUCUGGGUGAAGGUGAAGAAGAAUCCAGCGAGAAUGGACAGGAUGACGAGCAACCUGCGUCAGAGAUCCGCUUCGUGCCAGACGACAAGUCGCAUCUGGAAGCCAUGUACAAGGCAAUGUCAGAGUGCCAAGCCCUACACCCAGACCCUGCUGAUGUUGGUGAUUCAGAUGAUGACGGCGUUUAUGAGGAUGCCGAUGAGGAGGAUGAAGGGGCUGAGUACGAUGUUCGAGCAGCCGAACAGCAGCGUGGCUGCCACCAACUUGAAGCUGAUGCAGGUAACGGUGACUGGGAGGCUGGGGAUGAGCCCAUGGAGACAGGGCAAUUUGAAGACGCAGAACCAGACCAUUGAAACUAGCAUCAUUCACCUCGCUGGAUGCUUCUGCUACAAAGGGCACUGAUAUAAGGAGAAUACAUCUUGUCAUUUGGAUGAAGAGACAGCAGAGUGGUCCAUUUCACCGACCGUUGUUACACUAGGUGCUAAACCUAAUUAACAACGGGGAGGACAUUGCAAAGUUAUCACUGCUGUUUGACAUCACAACGAGCGGCACCCUGGAUUUGCUUGCCUGAAGCCAUUGCCCUAUCUGCAUAGAAGCUUAAUAGACAUUGCCAGCUGCCUUGUUUUAAGUUAGGAGACUGUGGUGAUUGCACAGGAGGAACAGAAAUAUAUUAUGCAUAUUGAGGCAAUUUCACUGAUGAACUUGACAUCGCAUGAUACAUUGUAUUUAUCGUUUCCAACACUACACUUUUGCUCGGCCAAAGAGGAAAGUGUGUAGACAUGUUUGUGUGUAUGUGCUGUAUGCCCUUUAUGUUUGUCUUCGUCUUCCUGCUGAAGGAGGGUGUCAGGACGUCAAAUAAAUUUUGUUACUCAUUCUGCA
Messenger RNA from Dermacentor silvarum, 1321 nucleotides. RefSeq names its product methylosome subunit pICln (gene icln). The transcript is spliced from 8 exons. NCBI's taxonomy places the organism in Eukaryota, Metazoa, Arthropoda, Arachnida, Ixodida, Ixodidae. The coding region runs from base 199 to 795 and encodes 198 amino acids. Gene Ontology annotation, biological process: mRNA cis splicing, via spliceosome; spliceosomal snRNP assembly; cell volume homeostasis. Gene Ontology annotation, cellular component: methylosome; cytosol; pICln-Sm protein complex. The record is from RefSeq and is a predicted model, not a curated record.